AGUUAAACGAAAUGUCGUGUCACAAAUAAAUUUUGUAGUUGGUAACACAAUCGAAUCAAAACAAACGAACAUAAACACAACCCAUAUGAUUUUGACGCACAAUUUACAACACUUAUGUAUGGUGUUCUUAUUGCAUCAGUUAUUCAAACGAAAUGUUUAUUUUACGAACAAUAUCUAAAACAAAUUUAAUUUGGCAAUGUCAACGCACUUUUAAUAGUGUUUCUGCAAAUAAUAGGAUCAAUUUGCUGAACAAACUUAAAAGCGACAAUUUACAAAAACGUGAACUGUGGGGUUACGUAGCAAUUGCGUUCAACAAAGUUGACAGUGAGCGACUAUCCAAAGUGGGACCGGAGCGGCUGUGUGCAGAAUGGAUAUUAAAAAAUGGUGGUGCAGUCGGUUUAGUAGGCAUGCAAAAUCGGGUACUUAAGGACUAUAAUAGUCUCCCACCUGAGUCGGUAAAAUUCUAUCUGCAAGUCAUUGAUGCCACUAAUGCAUCUAUUAUGAAAAUGGGACUCGAUCAUUUUGCCGGUUGUCGGCAUAUAGAUACAGUUAUAUUUGACAACUGUAAGCAUCUGGAAGAUGGAGGUCUUGAUGGUUUAGUACAUUUGAAAAACACGCUUAAAAGAUUACAAGUUUCUGGUUGCUAUAAUCUGAGAGACAGCUGCUUUGAUGUAGUAGCUCAAUUGACGGCGUUGGAACAGUUACGUUUGUUCGAUUUGUUAUAUGUGAAAGAUAUACAAGGCGUGGCUAGUAAACUGCGGCAAGCGUUACCAAAUUGCAAAAUUGAAGUGAGAGCCUCCAAGUAGACUGAUUU
Messenger RNA from Bactrocera latifrons, 814 nucleotides. RefSeq names its product ATP synthase subunit s, mitochondrial. NCBI's taxonomy places the organism in Eukaryota, Metazoa, Arthropoda, Insecta, Diptera, Tephritidae. The transcript has a single exon. Bases 153 to 806 code for a protein of 217 amino acids. The record is from RefSeq and is a predicted model, not a curated record.